Molecule: messenger RNA, 5497 nt
Organism: Paramuricea clavata
Lineage: Eukaryota; Metazoa; Cnidaria; Anthozoa; Malacalcyonacea; Plexauridae
Source: the annotation of a GenBank genome assembly
GUGAAGUCGAUAUCAGGAUGUGUUCGCACUGCUUGUUCCCAGUUGUUGUGACAAGUCUGGAACAAGUUGUUAUCAUCUUGUUAUAAGGUUGAUGACGGUAACAGACUCGCUACAAGUUGUUCCAACAAGACUAAUACAGGCUGUUCGUAACAAGUUGCUACGAGCUUGUUGUCAUCAAUUUCUUACAUGCAGGCAAUGUCUUCAUAUUUUCUCAUAUUUUUAGUUUGGCAGUUCGUCGAUCGUCAAUAGUUCCUCAAGAAGUGUUCAUCAGCUGCUUUCGGAUCAUAUCAAUACAUCUGAAAAUUCUGAUCAAAAUUUGUGGCUUAUUCCUCCCAUAGGUAAGUUGGCUUUCACGAGACACCUUCACAAUCAGAAACUGAGGUUCGAUUGAACCUCAGUCGAUUGUUAGAAAAGUGCUUUCAAUUUGACUUUACCUGUAGUAACACUGGAUCAACUAGAGAUACCGUAAUCCUUACUGGACCUCUAGGAAGAACAGUUUAGAACUGAUACAACUAUCCAGUAUAAAUACAUGUAAAGUUAGUUUAGUUUAGGUUUCCUCCUGUAUUAACACUGACUCAAUAAGAGAUGAUCCUUACUGGACCUCUAGGUAGAACAGUUUAGAACUGAUACCACUAUCCAGCAUAAAUAAAGUUAGUUUAGUUUAGGUUUCCUCUUGUAGUAACACUGGAGCAAUACGAGACGAUCCUUACUGGAUCUCUAGGAAGAACAGUUUAGAACUGAUAGAGCUAUCCAGUAUAAAUAAAAUUAGUUUAGUUUAGGUUUCCCCCUGUAGUAACACUGAAUCAAUAAGAGAUGACCUUAAACCUCUUGGAAGAGCAGUUUAGAACUGAUAGAGCUAUCCAGUAUAAAUAAAAUUAGUUUAGUUUAGGUUUCCCCCUGUAGUAACACUGAAUCAAUAAGAGAUGACCUUAAACCUCUUGGAAGAGCAGUUUAGAACUGAUAGAGUUAUCCAGUAUAAAUAAAGUUAGUUUAGUUUAGGUUUCCUCUUGUAGUAACACUGGAGCAAUACGAGACGAUCCUUACUGGAUCUCUAGGAAGAACAGUUUAGAACUGAUAGAGCUAUCCAGUAUAAAUAAAAUUAGUUUAGUUUAGGUUUCCCCCUGUAGUAACACUGAAUCAAUAAGAGAUGAUCCUUAAACCUCUUGGAAGAACAGUUUAGAACUGAUAGAGUUACCCAGUAUCAAUAAAUAGGUUUCGUCUUGUAGUAACGUUCCUUUACAUUUUGUAAGUAGUUUUGUAAUACUAACAAUCUUACUCUUUUUGUUCAAGACUUUCAAAAGAAAGAAGAACCGUCAGUACCUUUGGAUUUACAAGCCUGGAUGCAAAAUAUAUCAGGUAGAGCUAGUGUGCUCCUUUUUGAACGUUAGACUGAGUGCCUUACACUCGCAUCACGUUAAUAUUUUUACACGAAUUUGUCAGAGCGCAGCUACGAGGGUUACUUUUUAGGGAAAAUCCUAACCAACCCUGUCAACAUUUCCUGUGGCAGGAAGCCGGAGUACACGGACGAAACCCACGACUUUCGGCAGAGCGUUGACCGACUCUUUUCACAUGGCUAUCAUAUAAGUCGUCCCCAACUGGAUUUGAACCCUAGAUGUUAGAGGUGAAAAGCGAGCGCUCUGACAAUAGACAAUUCCCAUUAUAGACUAAUUUUAAAAUUAGGUAAGGAAACUCAAAUAAAUCACCACAGCUAGAAAGAGCAUACUAAAAUUAGUAAAAUUACAAAGUGUGGUUGCAAAAUGUUGUAAAAUGAGGAAAGUAUAGCCUUGCAAAGUUCGCAAAUUUUGCAAGGCUAUAUUUUCCACAUUUUACAACAUUUCGCCACCAAAUUUUGUAAUUUUACUAAUUUUAGUAUGCUCUUUCUAGCUGUGGUGAUUUAUUUGCAUCUCCUUGCCUAGUUUUAAAAUUAGUCUAUAAUGGGAAUUGUCUAUUGAGCCAUCGAAACCCAAAGUAUUUCGUUAUAGAUAGCGUUUUCUAUCGUAUUUCUUUUUUUUCCAGAUGAGUCAAGUGUAUGUAUCAGUUACAAGGAGAGCCACAAAGAGGAAGCGGAGGUCCUGGGUACUAAUCUGGAGAAAUCCGGUUUCAAUAUUCAUCUGCAGUCUUCAGACCUUGCGUCCGCAGACACGGGAUGUGGCGUCGUUCAGCGGUGUUCUGCCGUAUUAAUGCUUCUGACAAAGUCGUAAGUCAAUUAUUGUCAGUGUAUGUUUAAUAGAUAACCUACUGAGAGUUUUAUUAGCCAGAGUACCUCAAACGCGGGGGUCCAGUGUGAGUAGUAUUCUACAAUAAGCUGUCGUGGUUUGUGUCUGAACUACCUGAAAAAGAUAUCUCAAACGUGGUGGUCCAGUGUAGGUAGUAUUCUACAAUAAGCUGUCGUGGUUUGUGUCUGAACUACCUGAAAAAGAUAUCUCAAAUGUGGUGGUCCAAUGUAGGUAGUAUUCUACAAUAAGCUACCGUGGCAAAUGUCUGAACUACCUGAAAAAGAUAUCUCAAACGUGGUGGUCCAGUGUAGGUAGUAUUCUGCAAUAAACUGUCGUGGUUUGUGUCUGAACUACCUGAAAAAGAUAUCUUAAACGUGGUGGUCCAGUGUAGGUAGUAUUCUACAAUAAGCUGUCGUGGUUUGUGUCUGAAGUACCUGAAAAAGAUAUCCCAAACGUGGUAGUCCAGUGUAGGUAGUAUUCUUGAAUAAGCUGUCGUGUUUGUGUUUGAACACCUGAAGUUAAAAAGAUUUCGCCAUUUUGAACAAAAUCCCUUCGCUAGUGCUAACGUUGUUAAAUUUAUUUAUGUGUGUUUUUGCGCAAAAUUGCGCAAGCGUUCAAAACAAUGACAUUUAAUGACAUUUCAUUUAAAUUUACUGAUUGUACUGUUGAUUUAAUUUCCAAAUGAGCUUUUCCUUUUAAUUAUUUAUCCUCGGUUAACCGUGCAUAAUCAAUGUUGAUUAAAAUUGAUCGAAUGCCAAAUAGCUUAAAUUUGCCGUCAGUGUUUCGCUUUAAAGUACUACUGUUGUUGCUGUUCAUGUUAUUCUGAUCUGCUUCAGUUUUAUUUGACGCAUUCGUGUUUUCUUAAGGUAACUAUUUAUUUACGUAAGCAUGUAGAUAUGUUUAAUUUGGUCGGCGUUAUUAAAAUAAGCGAAUCUUUUAAGAAUUAAUAAGUUUUUGCAAUGUAUAUGAACGGUUGCUAUGCCUAUAUUGCGUUGAGGCAACGUAUGUUUUAUAUGUUUCUUAAAGUUAUUUUGCGAUAGAUUAUCGCCGGUCAAAAUUACCUAAAUAUAUAGAUUUAUACCUAAUGAAAGAACACUAAUUUUGUCGAGAAGAUCUUGUAGUUCAAGAAGAUUGAUCAUUCCUGCUUGAACAACCUUUCGUUUACAAUUAUAUUAAUAAUCUAUCACUAGAAAAAUAAUGUAGUUUUACUGCAUUUAAAUCACAAACCACGACAGCUUAUUGUAGAAUUCUACCUACACUGGACCACGACGUUUGAGAUAUCUUUUUCAGGUAGUUCAGACACAAACCACGACAGCUUAUUGUAGAAUACUACCUACACUGAACCACCACGUUUGAGAUAUCUUUUUCAGGUAGUUCAGACACAAACCACGACAGUUUAUUGUAGAAUACUACCUACACUGGACCACCACGUUUGAGAUUUUUUUUUCAUCAGGCACAAAUACUCUCUCUUUUCAGAUAUACAGAAGACCCGAGUUUUGAAGAGAAUAUUAAAGUUUUUGAAAGACUCAAUAAACCUCUCAUUGGUGUGUAUUUUGAACAGGACAUAAAUUGCCCCUUAGCCAAAACCACAGACCUGAGCGCUGGUUCUGGGACUGGCAGUGCACAUAUUUUUAACCCGGAACAACUACAAACGCUUAUAAGCGAGUGCCGUAGCCUCAUUUUUGGCACCGGGGAUAUAGAACCCCUAUCAGAGGGUACCGGAGAGCCGGUAUCCGAGACUAUCGGAGAUAGACUAUCGGAGCCUGCGAGCAACAAUCCUCAUCGGCCAGCGGCGUCUUACGCACCCGCGAUGGAGACUGGUCAGCGGGAGGCUAAUGAACCUAAGAAAAAACAUGUGAAAUUUCAGAGUGAUCACGUGACCACGGAAGACGAUCAGAUUAAACCGUUAGCAGCUUGUACUGUUGCGGCUGCAAUGGUCGGAGCAGCGGCUGAACAUUUGAAUCUGAGCAGGAAGGCAAGUUCUGCGGGCAUGCGGGCUGCGAAUGCGACCGCAAAGGUGGCGCGGGCGGUUGCCCAUGGCGAUGCCGACGCGGCAACGAGUGCUUUGAAUGACGUAGUCAAAAUCGUGGAUGACCUGUCGAAUACACUGAAACACAAGGAAAAUGGAUACGAGCCAUCUCCGAAGAGCAAAACAUGUGUUAUUUUGUAAAAUAUCCCUCGAUUUGGGAGUGAAUAUGGACAUAUAUGGAUGUAUAUUACGGUCAUGUGCUAACCUGAAUACAGGAAACUGGAUUGAUUUGUACAUACAUAAUUGUAUAUUGGAAAUUUCUCAGAAUGAAACGUUGCUGUGCAAUAAUUACAUACACACAGCUGUAUAAAUAAGCAAAUGCUGACGUGUGUAUAGGAAACUGGAUAGAUUUAUAUAUGGUAAUUCGCGCGAUUUCAUUUCGCUCAAGUUAAAUGUGAUAUUUUCACGAAAAGUGCUUGCUACCUCACGAAGGUAAAGAUCCACCAUUUUGGGGGGCACUGUCUUUCCCAGUGAACUCAAUCUAUUUUACAGUUACCUGGAACGAUAUCGGUAAAUAGAUUGAGUUCACUAGACGAGAUUGUGAAAAAUGACUUUUCAAAGUUGUAACUGUAAAUUUAACGUAGGUGGUUGUCCUUCAGUAGCAUUGUGUUUGAUGAAAGGUUGUUCAAUUGAGGCCAAUGAGCUACUGUUUGAAACGGCUAGUAUAUAAAACGUAUUUGAAAUUACAACAUUUAAUUAGAAUCUUAAAAAUGUUUAAGAUUCUUAUUAAAUGUUGUAAUUUCAAAUACGUUUUAUAUACUAGCCGUUUCAAACAGUAGCUCAUUGGCCUCAAUUGAACAACCUUGUGCGUAUAUAAAUGAUAUAUGCACAAGUACAGUGAUACGAAGUCGCAUUUUGCGACCCCCAAAAUGGCGGAUAAACCAAGCGUGAGAAAUGCUAAUUUUAAUACCGCACGAAUUUAAAUACAAGUAGUAAGGUACAUUACUGUAUAUUUCAGAAGAGUAUAGUACCGGCUGACUUUAAGCAGGAGCAAACGUGAUUAAUUUAUGUAGAAAGUUAUUUUGGCAAGACUGAAUGGGUGGAAUUGGAAAUGUUUGAGGAAACGAUGUUUAAAAACAAUUCAAGUAAUGAAAUGCACAGGAAAAGGAUUUUGUAUAAUUGGAUAUGGUUUAUGGUGUCUUGUAACAAUGGGUUAAAAGUUGGUUGAAAAUAAACUUCUUCAAACGUAUAUUGUAGAAUUUCUCAGAGAGCAAUGUUUAAGAGGAGAAUCUUGCAUUUUACGUAACUGACG